Pelobates cultripes (western spadefoot toad) is the source of this 279-nucleotide messenger RNA. Lineage: Eukaryota; Metazoa; Chordata; Amphibia; Anura; Pelobatidae. The record is from the annotation of a GenBank genome assembly.
AUGGAGAAGAAAAUUAGAUUUCGCUGGGGCUUCCCGUUCGCAUUGAUUGUGAAUCUUCCGGAGGGGUCUCAUGUAAUCACCACACCAGCGGAGGUCCCAGGAUUCCAGAAAGCACUGAACCUGCCGACAUCUGCCGUAGAGGACUGGACAGGACUUAACGGGAUCACGACCAAGCAAAUCCCACAAAAAUCUAAAUGGCAAAAGACGCCACGGAAGAGACGAAAUCAAACCCAGCCUCACGCGGACAACACUGCACCAUCCAGGGAAGAGCCUGACUGA